AUCUGCAGAGCUGUCGACUCAAAGACGAGAUGUCGACACAAUAGUAAAAAGAAACCAUUCAUAUGAUUGGGAAAACAAACCUUCCUACUGUCAUUGUUACAGUGUCAUUACAAGUGGAGUGGCUUCUCCGACAAAACAUUACAUUGGCUUAUUCUGUUGGCUAUUUCAAGCCGUUCCUAUUUUCUGAGAGAAGAUUUGAACGCGAAAAUUGUUUCGUUUGCAUUUGAAAAUCCGCUCGAAAUACAAUGGAAGGUAGUGUGUGCCGCGUCUGUAUGAUAAGCUCCGAAGUAUUUGAGUACUGCAAUUUGGUGGAGAAAAAGAUUUUCAAAAAUAUUCGACUUUGCGACGCAUUCAAAUUAAUAACCGGCUUGAAUAUAUCUCCGGAUGACGAAUAUCCGAAAAUGAUUUGUUUCCGUUGCGAAGAACAGUUACAGAAUGCCUUCCAUUUCCGUCAACUGGCCGAGAGUUCAUCUAAACAUUUCGCUGCGAUUCACGUUAAAAACUCACCGCGCAUACUGAAUUCAUCACAGCAACGGAACGGUGUCGGUAAGUUACCGGCUACUGGAAAGCAAUGGAUCGAAAUCACUAAUCAGAACAGUCGAUACAUCGAUGUGACACUAAAGUCGGAAACGGCUAACGACGAAGAGAAGACAACAUCCACAUCGCCGGAUGUUUACAAUUACACGGUCAAUAUAAUCGGCGACGAUGGAAAUAUUGAAGUGAGACCUCGACGCACAACCGACAAUAAAUCUUCGUCGUCCGUCAACACGAAACGUUCAACGCCAACACUUAGUUCUGAGGUGAGUUCAGAUGUGGUUGAAAUCGCCUACGACAGUGACAACACUCCAGACGAACAGUGCGAUCGCGAUGCCAUUUCAUUUUUGCUGAACAACAAACAUCUGAAGCAGAACGACGAAGAUUCGAAAAGCGGUGCCUACAACAACCGGAAAUACGAGUGCACAGUUUGUACGAAAAAGUUCGUCGGUAAGUCGAACCUUGUCGAUCAUCUCAGAUACCAUGCGAACAUCCGCAACUACAAGUGCACCUUCUGCGACAAAUCUUUCGUUCAAAGUGGCAGCCUGAAAAGUCACCUCAGAACGCACACCGACGAAAAACCAUAUGUUUGCAGCUACUGCAACAAGGGAUUCGGACAGAAGAGCGCACUGACCGUCCACAUUAGGACGCACACGAAUGAGAGAAAAUUUGUCUGUGAUAGGUGUUCCAAGGCGUUCAUGACGACCGGCGAUUUGGUCAAGCACAAACUGAUCCACGAAUCGAUCAAAAAAUUCGCUUGUGAUGUGUGUGGCAUGAGAUCGGCCCAGAAGGUGAACAUAAAAAAGCAUCGACUGAAAGUGCACGGUCUUUCGGAGGGUAACGUUUUUCCAGUUGCAAUUCGUGCCAGUAACGAGGAAGAGAUCAUCAGCUAAUUACUCAUUGUAACUGGUGGAACAACCAUUAAAAGGAACAUUCAAUCGGAA
Molecule: messenger RNA, 1478 nt
Organism: Bradysia coprophila
Lineage: Eukaryota; Metazoa; Arthropoda; Insecta; Diptera; Sciaridae
Biological process (GO): regulation of transcription by RNA polymerase II
Cellular component (GO): nucleus
Molecular function (GO): zinc ion binding; DNA-binding transcription factor activity, RNA polymerase II-specific; RNA polymerase II cis-regulatory region sequence-specific DNA binding
Source: RefSeq, a predicted model, not a curated record